GACCAAUGACCAACCGUUUCCAACCGCUUUCGUUGAGCGUUUUAUUAAUUAACCGCUUUCGAAAUUUGUGUUUUUCAGUAUUUUUAUUAUUUUACCGUACGAUAAGCAACGUGAUUGCGACGAGUUAAGAUCGCGUGGUGAUUAACUAAGCUGUAUAUCAGCUGACGUCGAGGCGUAAAAUUUGAAAUGUAGCGUACGAUGAAGUGAAUGGGCAGGUGAACGAGUACAUUCUUUGUGUUCAAACGUCCUUUAUGCGGGUCGAGACGUUUCGAAAUUUAUCGGAAUGAGCACAGUACAAGAUAAAAACGAGCGUAAAAAACGCUCGCUGGAAGCCGGCAGAGAAAUGUUGGAAAAAUACAAGGCAAGGCGAUCUAAAGACACAAGUACAAAUACACAAUGCAUGGAACAAUCUGACGACGAAUUAUUACACAACGAAAAAUCUACAUUGGUUAAAGAAUCUGGAGUAAAUGAAGAUAUAUCCUCGAGGGAUAUAACACACAGCAGUGUUAGUAUAAGCGAGGGAGAACCAGAUGCUGAUUUGGAAGGAUUAGCAGGUCGUGUUGCAGAAUUGGAAGAACUGUUGCAAGGGAAAGAAGCUAUAGUUGGAGCUUUAAAUGCGGAAAUUGAUCAUCUACGAGCUGAAACAUCCUCUCCAAAUUCAUCACAAAGCCAGAGCAGCAGUGUACAUGGAAAAGAUAUUAUACCUUUGUAUCAUAUAAAAUUGCAAGAGUUUGAAAAUGCACUAUGUGAACGUGAUACUUUAAUAGAACAGUUAACAGUAUCUUUAGAACAAGCGUUAUCUGCCAGAAGUGCUCUCACAGGACAACUUAAUGCCUUAAACACCCUGCAGUUAGACAAUCCUAACAUGAACUUGCAGCAAAAGAUUGAAGCGCUGGAAACAACAAUGGACGAUAAAGAAACGUUAAUUUGUCGAUUGAACGCGCAUUUGACAGACAUUCGUAAACAUGUACAAACGUUGGAAAUGGAAAGAGAAACGCGAAAUGCCGAAAUCAAUGAUUACAAAAUACAGAUAAAUAAUCUAACUGAACAAGUUCGUCUGAGUGCCACAGAGAAAAAUUUAAACAUUGAUGAGACCUUGGCACAACAGAAACAAUAUGAAGCACGUAUUGACAAAAUCAAACAGGAUAUGCAGCAUAUUUUGAACAAAUUUACCACUGUAACAAAUGCCAAUGCAACGCGCCACCAGCAAGAGUUAAAAGAAUUAACUCUAAAAAAUGAAGCUGAAAUUGUUAAUACAAAAGCCAAAUAUGAAGAAAACAUCAAAGUAUUGAAGGAUGAAAAUAAAAUAGUAACUGAUCGUUUAAACAAAGAAUUGCUGAACUUGGAAAGCAGGCACGCCAAGGAAUUAUCCGUCUUCCAAACGCAGCUGGCCCAUUAUAAGAAAACUGUCGAAGCGUUAAAGCUCGAAUUGGUGAAUCACUCCGAAUCACAAAAAAUUGCUCAAUCAGAAGCCCAGUUGUAUAAAUCAAAGCUAGAUGAAUUGAGAUUAGAAGCAGAGAACGAACGACGCAUGCAAAGUUUACAGUUUCAAAAAGAAAAAGAUUUGUUAAACGAGCAAAUUAAACUACACAAAAUUCAACUGGAGGAAAUUACGUCGAAGCACAUUGCAACACUGAGCAUUCUAGAAUCCAAGGAAAGUAUUGAGCGAUCGCUAGAACAGGCUUUAUCAAACGCCGCUACGCUAAAGGAGGAGAAUGACUCGCUGAAAUACAAGCUGGAUGAUUUGUCAUGCAGAUAUUCCGCGGCGCAGUCAAUGAUCGAGAACAGUCAGAUGCAUGAAAGAAAUUUGAGUGGUAGGAUAUAUGAACUGGAGAGAUCUUUAUCGCGGUUUGACGCUACAAGCGUCAGCACAGUUAGCGAACUAGGUGAAACCAUGUACAAAACUUUUGAUGAUGAGGUUCUUCAGCAUCAAAUGAUAAAACGAAAGUUUGAGGAUAAAAUGGAGAUGGAAGCGAAAUUGGUCGAAAAAAUUCAUAUUCUCGAAGAAGAUUUGCACAAAGCGAAUGACAAGCUAAAACAGACCGAUCUCGAGAAGAAGACCUACGAAAAACAACUAAAAGAUAUGAAAAAUACAUGUGACAAGCUGCAACGGGAAGUUAAUUCCUUGAAAGAGAUCAAUCGUGUGACAUCUCAUGAUGAUUCUGUUCAGGAAUAUUUUGAAAACGAUAUUCUGACGAAUGAUGAUUUGGUGCGACGUGUAGAGGUUCAGCAGCAAGAAAUCGAGAGCCUAAAACUACUUAUGGAGCAGAAAGAAACAGAAAAUGAGAAAUAUAAAAAAAAUUUUACUGAAACAACAGAGAGAGCGGAAAAACUGGAAGCACAAUGCGAGCAAUUAAGAGAGGGCUUAGUCCAUGCAUGGGCUCAAUGUGCCGAGUUUGAAGAAAAAUUGAAUCAAACUGCAAUGAGUGAUAGCAGUAAACUCAACAUGUCCUUGAAUAGUACGGCCUCCAAGAACUUUAAGACAAAUCAAAGUUUAGAUGAUAGUACAUCAAAUCAAAAUGUAAUAGAUGAGACAAAAACUCCAGAAUCGAACAUUACUAAUACCAGCACAUUAAUGGAUAAUAUUAACGUGAAAAACAGCGAAAAAGAAGUACAACAAAUUCUGGAAGGCGAAUUAAGCAUAGAUGAGAUUAAGUUUAAAUUAUCUCGUUAUUAUACAUUAUGCGAGAAAAUGAUCACAGCCGCGGAAAAAGCACAGCCCUCGACGGAAAACGCCGCUUUACAAAUGGAGAAGGAAAUGCUAAGUCAAGAAAUCCAGGACAUGAUGAACCGAUAUAAAGAAGAAUUAGAAUCUGUUAAAGCGGAUUCUGCCAAAGAGAUCAACAGAUUGCAGUUGUUGGUGCAGAAUUUCAAGUCAUUUCAGGAUGGGAAUGACAUUAAUGAUAUAAAAGCUGAACUUAAUGCACGCCAUGCUAAGGAGAUGGAGGAACUUCGGACAUACUUCGAACAAAAAUGCUUGCAGAUGGAGAAACAAUAUUCCGAAGAGAUCUUCAGCCAGCAAUCAAAACGAAUUUCUGAUGAUAGUGAAACUGAAGAGCUAACGGAUGAUCUAUAUUAUGGUGGUGCAGGCGAUUGUUUAAACGCAUCCAAUUCUCGUGCAGUAACGUCUGACGCCAACGAGGAAUCUUUGAAGGAUAAGAUCCUAGAUGCUGAAAACCAAGCGCGUCUUGAAACAGAAUAUGAAAAUAGCAUCCAAGCAUUGCGACAAGAAUUGGAGCAUAAAGUAAAGAAAAUUCAAAUUAUCAAGGCUGAUUAUGAGAAAGCAAUCAAAGAUCAAAAAGAAUUGUACGAAUUUCAAAUUCGCGAUCUUGAAGCAAAGCUAGAACGUUCCUUGGCAGUAUCUAUCGUGCACCAGUAUUGUCAGACAGAAUGGGAGACAUUGGAAAAUGAUGAAUUAUCGAGUCUGCGUGACGCUUAUAAUCAUCAGUUGGAAGAACAGAUCGCGCUAGCUAGACAGGACAUUGUCAACGCUCUUCAAGAACAAUUUCAGGCAUUAUUAUCAGUGGAAGCAGAUAAAGAAGAUAAUUGGCCGACCGAAUUGUUAGAACUGCGAGAUAAAUUCACAUGCAACGCUAAGAAAGAAAUUGAGGAAAUAAAAAAGAUGCAUAAUGCUGAAUUAAUUCGUCUGAGAGAUGAACACGCUUGCAGUGUAGCACGAAUGUGCGAGCAAUACCAAAAAGAAAUCGCCAAUCUUAAAACUCAAAAUUCAAGUAAUAAUCAAGAAGUUGGCUGUGUUGAAUCUCUGGAAAAUAAUAUUAUGGAAGAAAGGGAUAAUUUAAAGAAAACAUGUGUGACUCUCAAGAAUUUGAUUGGAGAAUUAGUUAAUUACUUUGCCAUCUGUGAAGAAGAAGUCAACAAUACUCUGAUCAAUGAAGUUCUGAAAAGACAAUUAACAGAAUCUGUCUUUACUCAUGAGGGAAAUUUAAGCAAAGACGACAGUAUUACAUCCGAAACACAAUGCAAAGACCAAAGAUUCAAUCAAACCAACAUUAAAAGAGUCCAUUUUGCUCCCCAAUCCAGCAAAAUAAAUUCCAUUGUUAACAGCGAUAACAAGACAAUGGUUGAGGAAGACAUGGAUGAGAUAUUAAGAAAGGAACUAAAAGCUUGUUUAAGACGUCUGAAAUCGGAUAGCACACAAAUACUCAACCUUUCACUACCAAGCGGCGAAGACAAUAUUGGAUUGUCGUCAAAAGAGACUCUCUUAGCAAACAAUCUUAAUGAAGAACUUUCUUUAAAAUUGAAUCAUGCUGAAGCUUUGAUAAUAAGUUACCAAGAAGAAGCAGAACGAUUAAAAUUGCAUAUUUUAGAAUUACAACAAAAGUUAAUUAGUGCGGAGAACAAAAAAGAAGUAAUCACAGAAGGAUACGGCGAAAGCUAUCUCUCUGGAGUUGAUAUUGCAUUGCAAGACUUUUCACAAGUGCUAGAAAAAGCUAGACAUGUGUUAUCGAAUGGCGGAGGUGACACAUCUUAUUUAUUACAAUUAAUAGAAGAGUUGUGCAGGCAAAAUGACAAACUAUUGGACGACGCUAGAAGGGAAAGGGAAGAUUUGCAACAACAGCAGGUACCUUUAGAACCCACUCCUACCCCAUACAUUCACAGGGUUUGCUGCAAAAAGAUUGAGGCAGCGGACAAGCAAUUGCGAGCGACGCGCCGAUUUCUGGACGAGCAAGCGAGCGAACGGGAGAUGGAGCGUGAUGAAGCCGCAAAGCAAAUUCAACUCUUGCAAGAACAGCUCAAGGAACGCGAGCGUAAAAAGGAGAGAGAUAUACGAAUGAGUUGUGAGCAGUCUGAGCUAUCAUCUGAAAGAACUUCAGGCAUCCCUGAGCUUCAAGCCACGCCCGAUGCAACUGUGGAGGCUCUCGAAUCUCAGGUGAGAGAAAUGUCAUCGUUAAUGUCCGACACGGAGGCAAAGAAGUCGGAAAAGGAGAGUGAAUUGAAAGCUGCAGUGGAUAAAAUAUGGGUCUUACGAGAGAUUAUUGCUGACUUGGAACAACAGUUACAAGUUAAAAUUGAGAGGGAAGAAUCUUUGCAGUUACAAAUCAGUCAAUUGGAAGCCGUGAUAACCGCACAAACAAAAAAUCAGCAGGAUUUAGUUCAAGAGCUGGACACUAUCAAAUCUGGCACUGAAAAUAAACAUUUAAAUGAACAAAUUAAUCUUUUAGAGGAGGAAUUGAAUAAACACAAAUUAAGCUCAGAACACUUUAAUGUCAAUUCGUCCGUUCUGAAGCAGAUAAAAGCAGAACUUCACGAGAUGCAAAAUCAAUUAGACAAAAGGAUCCGAGAAUUGGAAUCCGCGCAUAUGUGCAGUUCCAAUUUGAGCUUGAGUCAGCCGAGUGAAGACGUUUCGAUUAGAGAACAAAUUGACGCAACGAGAUGUUUAACACCAGAUGAUCCGUCCUCACCGCCAAUGUUGCCUCUGGAUCAAGUACUCAAGUUGAAAGAUAAAAUGCUGAAGCAUGCACGCGCGGAGGAAGUAGCUUUUAAAAGAAUCAAAGAUCUAGAUAUGCAAUUGACAGCGAUGAAGAAUCAGAAUGAAGAAUUACUAGCGGAGCAGGAGAUUUUACAUCAGACAAUAUCCGAACAAUUAUUCCAGAUUGAAGCGAUGCGCAGUCGCUUAGAACAACACAGGCAAAGUGCUCCAUUCGCUCAGAAACAGGCAACAUCUCGUUUAGAAUUACAAUUGCACGAAGCUACUACAAAGUAUCACUCAUUGGAGCAAACUAUUACUAACAAAGAAAUAGAAUUGAAAGAAUUGAAAACUCAACUCGAAAGAACCAAUCAAAUGCUGGCGGAGAAGGAAACAGAAAUGGAAAACUUCUUACAAUCGGAAAAUAGCGCAUUACGAAAGAUUGAUCAACUGAAAGAUCAAUUAAAACUCGUUCAGGAGGAAAAGAAAAUGUUGCAAGUAAAGCUUGGAACCCAAGAACAUGCUCAAUCAGAACUGCCGCAAUUGAUUGACACCAUGUUGGCAGAUAAGAACGAAGAAAUUGAUCAUUUAAAGGAGCAAUUAUCUAGAAAGGAGAAACAAUUAAACGCCUAUUCAUCGCUUGCUUUGGACGAUACGCAACUGAGGGAUUUGACGAAACAAGCAGAAGCCAAGAACAGCGCGCGAACAUUGAGCGAUAUCCUUUCUAUACAUUCAGAAUGCGAGGAAUUCCCUGAAGCUAUUCGAGCUAUUAGUGCAACGCACAUGACAUCGCAAAAUAUUUCCAACAUUAAAGUUCCUACAUCGAAAAAUACAUUAACUGUAAAUACUUUCGAUACUGCAGAGGUAUCGUUACUCAAUGUAGAUAAAAUAGAUGCUCAAGUUCCACCGUUGGAUUUAGAUUCACGCACACAUAGCUUCAGUGACGUCCGUCACUCAGAAAUUGAGUUGCAUCAUACCGAAGGCGAAUCAAAAUUGUCAUCUCCCAAGAACAAUGAUAUCAGCGAAGAUUCUCGACGAACCGAUGAAUUACUUAAUGAAAAGAUGAAAGAAAUUGAGAACUUGUCAAGUCAACUGCAAAUUCUGCAGCAGGAACUGGAACUGAAGUCUGAUGCUUUAAAUAAACAUGAAAUCGAGUUGGAUUCCAUGCAGAAACAGUAUCAAGAGAUGGAGGAUGAGUAUAAAGAAAUUGUUGAAAACUUGGUACGAGAUAAAAAUUUUUAUAAAAGUCAAUAUGAAUUGAGUCAAGCGUCAGAGAGUAAAAUAAAGAAAGAUCUGGAAGAAGUUGAGAAUAUUUUAAAAUUGAAGACAGAUGAGCUCGAAGAUCACAAGAACAAAAUGCAAGUAAAUGAAAGGAUCAUCACGGAAUUGAAUAUGAAGAACUCAAAGCUGAAGAAAGAGAUAACAAUUAGAGAGACGGAUCAAGUAAAAAAUAACUUGUUACUGCAAGAUAAGACACAGGAACUACAAAGAUUCAAGGAACUUAUUCUGGAGAAAGAUAUCGCAUUGGAGACUCUUCAAACACGCAAUGUUGAAAUCGAGAACGAGAACAAACAGUUGUACGAGUUCAAGACAAAGUUUCAUGCGCAUGAACAAGAAAUUGCCGAAUUGCAAGACGAGAUCUUGCGAUUGACAGACGGUUUAAAUAAUCGAGAUCAGGUUAUCCGUAAAUUAGAGGAGAUAGCAAAACGAACAAGCGACGUUCACUCAGGUGCAUCAUCACCCUCAUCUUCUAUAAGUAAUAAAGACCAAGAAAUCCAUCAUCUACAGGAGUUUUUGAAAGAAAAGGACAAAGUAAUUAGGCAGAUGAGCGACGAUAGUAAGAGCUUGCAGCAAGCGUUGGAAACUAUUCAGAACAAGAUGAAGGAAUCUGGUAAUGUUGUGGAACUAAGAAGAAAAUUGAAGGAUGAACGCAAGGUGAACGAGGAUUUGAAAAAUAUAGUGCAACAAUUACAGAAGGAGUUAGAAUUAAAAGAUGCAUCUGCACAAUGCUCGCAGGAUGAUAGCGAUAUUGAAGAUAUGGUCCAACGGGAACUGAAUCUCUCCGCGCGAUUGGAUAAGCAAAUUAUGCAGGUCAUUAAAAACGAUGGCAACGAAGAGAUAGAAGGAGCGACGAAAGAAUGUCAGCAGAAGUUGAACGAGAUCAAUUUAGACAAUAUGGAGCUGAAGAAACUGAAAGAGGAUCUUGAAAUCGAUUGUGAUAUAAUGAAACAUCGGAUCGCCCAAUAUGAGAAUCGUAUUCUGCAAUUGAAGACUGAUUUAACAGAAGAGACAAAGAAAGUAGUCAGACUAGAUCAGGAACUUAUGUCCGAGAGAAACACAAUAAAGUUCUUAAGGAUGCAGAUAGAAGAACAUCGUCGAAAGACAGAAAUGGGACGAGUUCAAGAUACCAAUUUAAUCGAAUUUUUGCAGAAAAAACUGGUAAUCUCUCUGGAGAACGAGGGAAAGCUUCGUAAUGAUCUAGCAUCGAUGAGGCAACAGCAGAUUAAUCUAGAAUCACAAUUUACGUCCAUGAAGAAAUUGAUAGAAACUGAAAACAUUAAUCUGUCAAACUUUGCUACAGCUGCACAGAAUAAACCAGAGAGGACAAGCGAUCCCAAGGAAAGUCGUGAUAACAAUACAGAGUUGCGGGAAAAUAUAAAGAGAUUAGAAACUGAGGUGAGUACAUAUGAAAAGCGAUUGGAAAUCGCAACAGAAGAACAAGAAAAAUUGAUCAGCAGCCUAACAUUAGCUAAUGGAAUGAAGGAAAUUAUGGAAGCGAAUCUGAAUAGAACUAUGAAAGAAUUGAAAGAACGGGAAGAAGAGCUUGAUUAUCUGCAGAAGCAGCUAAAAAUGAUGACAGAAGCUGAAAAUAACAAACGAGACACUGAACUGGACGAAAUCAAAAUAUUGCGCAGAGAAAUUAGCAUCGCUCGUGAAACUAAGAUAAAUCUAGAGGCUGACAUAAAUCUUGCAAGACAAAAACUGAAGGAAUCCGCAGAUCGAGAGCUGAAGCUUACACAUAUGGUGGAAUCCUUGAAAGAACGAGAAACAGAUUUUAAUACGAAACUAAUGAUUGCAAAAGAGAAGGAAAAGAGCCUAAAGGAUUGGAUCGAGAAUUUGCAACCAAACUUAAAAGUCAUUGCCGAAAAAGAAGAAAAUAUAAGGAAGCUGGUGAAUUUCAACACAGAUACACCUGCAAGCUCUGUACAGAGGAUUAAAGACUUAAAUGAAUUAGUCGAGAGAUACUCUGUCGAGAAGAACAAUCUUGAACAAGAACUCGACAAGAUGAUGGUAGAUAAGGAAAUGUUGAUGAAUCGUGCGAAGGUACUCGAAGGAGAGAUAAAGAAACUGAAAAGCGCACAGGCUCCUACAUCCAACAAUUCAACAACAGUUCCUAUUGAAAGGUUGCAAAAACUUUACGGCUCAUACUUACGAGUAGACAGUAGACGAAAGGCAUUGGCAUACCAGAAGAAAUAUUUGCUGUGCAUCGUUGGCAGUUACCAAUAUUGCGAGGAGAACACAUUAAGUGUGCUCGCGCAAUUGACUCAAUCUCAACGCAUUUACACGCGAUUGUCGCAUAAGAAAAAAGUGCGGUUCAGGAUCGCCGUGUUAACAAUAGUCAGUAUAUACAGGAUGAAAUGGUUGACUCAACGUUGGCGAAUAGGAAAACGCGUGGGUGCUAAUGCUAUUAUAGGUAGUGUAGAUCAAUUAGUAAUUGAUGCGCCGCCUACCAUAAAAAUUGCGUCGAAUUAUUCUCCACCAGUGAGAGAAAGGACGACAAAUAAAUUAAGCGGAUUGAAUACCAUCAAACAGUAUUAUCAAGAAGUAAAAAAUUUCCAGGGGAUACUUGACGCAGCUUGGGCAGAGACAGGAACUAGUCAUAUUAUCUCAGAAUAACAUAUUUUUAAAACUUGUAGGAGAGAGGAAAGAGAAGGGAGAAAUUUAGAUAUAGUUAGCAUUAAGAAUAUUAUGUAAUCAUUUAAAACAAUGUUGCAUCAUAUAGGUCGUGUUUCUUAAA
Camponotus floridanus (Florida carpenter ant) is the source of this 9446-nucleotide messenger RNA. RefSeq names its product pericentrin. Bases 284 to 9325 code for a protein of 3013 amino acids. NCBI's taxonomy places the organism in Eukaryota, Metazoa, Arthropoda, Insecta, Hymenoptera, Formicidae. The record is from RefSeq and is a predicted model, not a curated record. The transcript has 19 exons. Gene Ontology annotation, molecular function: molecular adaptor activity. Gene Ontology annotation, biological process: signal transduction.